Molecule: messenger RNA, 2988 nt
Organism: Microtus ochrogaster (prairie vole)
Lineage: Eukaryota; Metazoa; Chordata; Mammalia; Rodentia; Cricetidae
Gene: Mapk8
Product: mitogen-activated protein kinase 8
Biological process (GO): protein phosphorylation
Molecular function (GO): MAP kinase activity; ATP binding
Source: RefSeq, a predicted model, not a curated record
CAGCGGAGCGGCCGAGGCCGGACGUCGCGGCCGGAACGCGGAGCCGCGAGCAGGGCUAAGUAGCGGCCGCGGCCACCGCGUGACGGCGCCGCUCACCGCUACGGGCUUCCCGAUCGCCGUUGGCUGCACUGCCGGGGUACGCUGGCUCAUUUUGUGUCAUCUUAACACAAGUUAAUCAUUUUGGAAGAGGAAACCUCUUUGAGGAAAAUGUCUCCACCAGAUUGGCUUGUGGUGCAUUUUCUUGAUUGAUGAUUGAUCCUCAGUGAAUAUUUGGAUGAAGCCAUUAAAUUAAUUGCUUGCCAUCAUGAGCAGAAGCAAGCGUGACAACAAUUUUUAUAGUGUAGAGAUUGGAGAUUCUACAUUCACAGUCCUAAAACGAUACCAGAAUUUAAAACCUAUAGGCUCAGGAGCUCAAGGAAUAGUGUGUGCAGCUUAUGAUGCCAUUCUCGAAAGAAAUGUUGCAAUCAAGAAGCUCAGCCGGCCAUUUCAGAAUCAGACUCAUGCUAAACGAGCCUACCGAGAACUAGUUCUUAUGAAAUGUGUUAAUCACAAAAAUAUAAUUGGCCUUUUGAAUGUUUUCACACCACAGAAAUCCCUAGAAGAAUUUCAAGAUGUUUACAUAGUCAUGGAGCUCAUGGAUGCAAAUCUUUGCCAAGUGAUUCAGAUGGAGUUAGAUCAUGAAAGAAUGUCCUACCUUCUCUAUCAAAUGCUGUGUGGAAUCAAGCACCUUCACUCUGCUGGAAUUAUUCACCGGGACUUAAAGCCUAGUAAUAUAGUAGUCAAAUCAGACUGCACUUUGAAGAUUCUUGAUUUUGGACUGGCGAGGACUGCAGGAACAAGUUUUAUGAUGACGCCUUAUGUCGUGACUCGGUACUACAGAGCGCCAGAGGUCAUCCUCGGCAUGGGCUACAAGGAGAACGUGGAUUUAUGGUCUGUGGGGUGCAUUAUGGGAGAAAUGGUUUGCCACAAAAUCCUCUUUCCAGGAAGGGACUAUAUUGAUCAGUGGAAUAAAGUUAUUGAACAGCUUGGAACACCCUGUCCUGAAUUCAUGAAGAAACUACAACCAACAGUAAGGACUUAUGUUGAAAACCGACCUAAAUAUGCUGGAUAUAGCUUUGAGAAACUGUUCCCUGAUGUGCUUUUCCCAGCUGACUCAGAGCAUAACAAGCUUAAAGCCAGUCAGGCAAGGGAUUUGUUAUCCAAAAUGCUAGUAAUAGAUGCAUCCAAAAGGAUCUCAGUAGAUGAAGCUCUCCAGCACCCAUACAUCAACGUCUGGUAUGACCCUUCGGAAGCAGAAGCCCCACCACCAAAGAUCCCUGACAAGCAGUUAGAUGAAAGGGAGCACACAAUAGAAGAGUGGAAAGAAUUAAUAUACAAGGAGGUGAUGGAGUUGGAGGAACGAACCAAGAAUGGAGUCAUAAGAGGGCAGCCAUCUCCUUUAGGUGCAGCAGUGAUCAACGGCUCUCAGCACCCAUCGUCUUCACCGUCUGUCAAUGAUGUGUCUUCAAUGUCCACAGAUCCGACUUUGGCCUCGGAUACAGACAGCAGUCUAGAAGCAUCAGCUGGACCUCUAGGCUGCUGUAGAUGACUACUUGGGCCUUGGGGGGGUGGGAGGGAUGGGCAAUCGGUUAGUCAUGGAUAGAACUGCUUUUAAAAACAAUUCAGUGGUCAUAUUUUUGAGUGAUUUUUUUUUAAAAAAUGUAGAAUUCAUUUUGUAGUAAAGUAGUUUAUUUUUUUUUAAUUUCAAGUGUUGUAAUUUAAAACCUAAGUUGUGUUUUUAAACAGCAACAAAACUGUAUUGUAUUUUUGCUGUAAUUAACUGUAUAAUGUAAACAUAAUUAUUUUAUCAUGGUUUAAAUUUUUUGCAUAUUUGCUUUAUCUUAUGCUGCUGAUUUUUUUACUGAAUUUGUAAGAUUUUUGUUUAUCGAAGCAACUAUUAUGUGGUGACUUGCAUAUAUCAUGAAUUAUUUAAGAUGUUUAUAAGUUUUUUAUUAGAAUUUAUUUCAGAUGUUUGUUCAUGAUGCUAUCCUUAAGGGUUAUGUGCUUAUCAAUGAAAUAACCCCAGAGGAGUAAGGGAAAAUAACCUGUAGCCAGUUAUAUUCAGGAAUAACUACUGUAAAUGAUGAACGUGUCAAGAAACCUCCAAUAUUUGUUACUUGCCAAUCCCAAUUUAGUUACAACAAUUAGUAGGCAACCUUACCUAAAUUUUGGCAAACACCCUGCUCUCUAUAUGGCAGGAUAACUCAGAGCAUGUCUUUAAAGAAGCUGAGCACAUCCUACUACAUUUGGAGCUCCCCACCCUAACCCAACAAAAGCUCAAAUCAAGAAUUGUGUCUGUUCUGAGUUUUGUAGCAUGCUCAAAGCUUUCGAUCAAUUGUAUACAGUCAAGAGGAUACUUCAUGAAUAUACAUUUCAAUGCAAAUCAACAGCUGUUUCCCUUGUACUAUCUAUGAGCCUGCUUCUGUAUACACUGAGUUAAUCUCAGGCUAUAGGAUAGGUCCUGGCAUUGGUCAAGAGUCUGGAUGUCUCUUUUGUAUAGCUUCUGGCCUCUGGACCUUUCCCAGUUCCUGUUCCUUUGGAGGGUCAGUCUGUUGAGCACCAGUUUUUGGUGUUUCUGGCCAUUUGAUUCUACCUGUAGCAUAAGUCUAUUUUUACUAGCUGUCAGGAGGUUCCAAAGCCUACUUAAAUUUGUGUAGGUGAUGUUUAAAUGAGCAAUAUACCGUUCAUCUGAAAAUAGUAGCACACAGCCAUAUGUAGGAUGUCAUUUUCUAAGGACUGUUUCUUCACAGUGAGCAGAGCAGGCAUAGUGGUGGUUCUUCAGUCUUUGAUUUUUUUAUAUCUGAUUUCCAAUAGAAUACACAGUGUGAACGUUGAGUAGUGUAAGAAUGGUGCUGCUCCUGACAAGUGUGUGUUAACUGUUUACAUUUUCUAUCUACAGAAUCCUUUCUCUGUAACUGAAUUUUCCUAAGUAAAAUGUCAUCAAGGUCU